Messenger RNA from Aphanomyces invadans, 1997 nucleotides. RefSeq lists its product as hypothetical. Lineage: Eukaryota; Oomycota; Saprolegniomycetes; Saprolegniales; Verrucalvaceae. Bases 28 to 1947 code for a protein of 639 amino acids. The record is from RefSeq and is a predicted model, not a curated record. The transcript is spliced from 2 exons.
GUCUUCUUUGUCGCGGUGGACGUCGUCAUGAACAAUUGGGAAGUAAUCAACUACAUCGGAAACGCCAACUACCUCCUCACGCCGUUGCUUAACACGGGAACCCCUGACCAACUCGCUCGAUCGUUCUCGUUCUCCACUCGCGCCAACUUGGAGUCUCUCUCGCAGGUUGGCCGAUUCAUGGUGAGCUUCGUCUUGAACUCGUCCUACACUCGCGAUCCGACGGAAUACAUCCUCACGGCGGGAGUACACCGCAUCCACACCGACACGAAAAACGUUUGCGGCGCCCUCGUCGAGAGUUACCCGUUGCCGUCCCGGAACACGACCUCGAUGAAACUCGCGGUCGUCCACAACCGCAUGCAGCUCAUUCGAGGCAACACGCUCGACAACUUAUUCCGCGCCGCAAACGCCCCGCCGCCGCCGCCGCAUGCCAACUACACGACUCUGGCCUACCUUGGGUACAUUCCCGCACGGAUGGACGUCGACAUGCGGUUGACAACGCCAGUCCGGAUUCCGCCGGUUGGCGAGUCGGUCGUCGCGAACAUCUCCAUGUAUCGGUUUGCGUCGCGAUCGUUCUGCAGUGGCUGCGACCCCAUCGUUGAGCUCGGGCUGGACACGUGCAACGCAAUGUACCACGUGGACGAGGCGUCGCAAGCCCUCGUCGUGACGUCGAGCGCGGCGUAUCGGGGCGAGUAUCAUUACUUGGGCGUGAUCCUGUCGCGAUCCGCAGGGACGGCCGCCUCCCUCUACCUCCGAGGCGUCGCGCUCGUAAUUGCCGUCGUCGGGUUUACCACGAGCAAAAAGACGACGAGAUGGACCGUGGCCGCAUCGAUGGGGACGACGUGGAAGCGCAUCGCACACACGCUCGCGCCGCCGCUGUACCGAUACAACAGCCACACAUUCACGUUCUCCAACUUUUGCCUCAACAGCGACUACUUUGUCGUGGCGUACGUGGUUGCUGUCGUCUUGGAUGAGAAGAACUCGAUGGUGUACUCGCGCAUUAUGUACGAGUGGAAUGGCGAGGGCCAAAACCCAUGGAUGCAGGUCCAGAUCAUGGCGAUUCAGUUUCGGUGGCUCUGGAUCAACUGCCUCCUCGUCAAGGCCGCCAAGGUGUUUGUGAACUUUGUCAGCAUGGCGCGGUACACCGGGUCGAAUGCGGUCGUCGGGUUCUUGAACUUUAGUUCUGUCACGUACAUCUACCUCGGCACGAUCUUCCUCAUGCAGCGGACGCCUUACAUUGAGUACGGCAACACGGACCGGGCGGCGCUCGAGUCGACGGCGGCCAACUUGGACGGGAUUCGGAUCGACGUGUUCGACUCGUGGUACAUUCGGUCGUUCCCGAGCAUGAUGGUUGUGAUGGUGGUCAACUUGAUGGGGAUGCUGGCCCUGGACCGCGUGCUCAACCGCCACAAGUGGCGCCGCCUUGCGCGCAACUCGCUCGGCCGCCAAGCCAUGUUCAACUCGUCGUCGAUCUUGUGCGAGAUGUGCUACGCGUUCCACGAAGUGGCCGGGUACGAGAACCAGGCGGUCAUCAUUCAGACGAGGGCGCUGUGCACCGUACAGUGGUUCCUCAUGUGCCACACGUUGUGCUUUGGGCUGCCGGAGAGCCCCAUGCGCGUCCGUGCGAUGCUGACCUCAGACGGCGGUGGACGCGGUAAACGGUCCAACUUGGCCACCACGAUCAAGGUCGCGACGCAUCGGGCGUUUGCGGCUGGCCAGGCCAUAGCGUUCAAGUCGAAAGGGAGCAGCUACGGCAUUGAAGACCGCUCCAUCCAGCCUACCGAGUCGGACAGCGGCGGCGCAUCGACCACGAGGGCGAUGAGCGACCUGUGCAUGGUCGCUCAAGACGGCGACGGGAUCAUUCAUUUGUAUGACGCGAGGAAGCUGGAGGUGAAUGCGAUGGCUUUCGAGGUCAAGAUCAUGAGCGAUUCGCGGUUCACGAUUGCAUAGUGCCUGCAUCGCACACGAUAAGUCACAACGAGGAUGGUCUUGUAAUCGGG